Molecule: messenger RNA, 1074 nt
Organism: Vicia faba (fava bean)
Lineage: Eukaryota; Viridiplantae; Streptophyta; Magnoliopsida; Fabales; Fabaceae
Source: the annotation of a GenBank genome assembly
AUGGCACCCAGUUUUGAUUGUGCUUCUAGCCUUCUUUGCACUGAGGAUACCAGUGUUUUCGAUGAUGGUGAGAAUCAGGGUACUGUUGAGGUGUACGAGGAUUCGUGGCGUCCGAGGUUCGAUCAUCGGAGGGGUGGAGAUGACUCUGGUGGCGUUGCUGAUGAGUUGCCAUUACAGAGUGAGGAGUGUUUUGGCCUGAUGUUGGAAAAGGAAUGUCAACAAUGGGUUGGUGAGGAUUACUUUAAUAGGUUUCACUUUGGGGAUUUGGAUUUUGGUGCUAGAAAUGAAGCGAUUGAUUGGAUUCUAAAGGUUGGUGCCCAUUUCGGUUUCGGUCCUUUAUGCAUUUAUCUAUCCAUUAAUUACAUGGAUCGGUUCCUUUCUGCAUAUGAAUUACCAAAAGGUCGAGUUUGGACAAUGCAAUUGUUGGCUAUAGCUUGUUUGUCUUUGGCAGCCAAAUUAGAGGAAACUGAUGUUCCUAUGAUUCUUGAUUUGCAGAUUGGUGAAUCUAAGUUUCUAUUUGAAGCGAAAACUAUUCAGAGAAUGGAACUUCUUGUACUAAGCACAUUGAAGUGGAGAAUGCAAUCAAUUACUCCUUUCUCAUUCAUCGAAUAUUUCCUUACUAAGAUUAAUGAUAGUAAUAAGAGUUCAUUAAGUUCUUCCAUUUCACAAUCCACUAAACUCAUAUCAAACACCGUUAAAGGAAUUGAAUUCUUGGAAUUCAAACCAUCAGAGAUUGCAGCAGCAGUGGCUACAUAUGUUGUAGGGGAAACCCAAGCAAUUGAUGCUAGCAAAUCAAUUUCGACUCUGAUUCGAUACAUGGAAAAGGAGAGAUUAAUGAAGUGUAUUGAAAAGGUGAUGUCAUUGAACAGUAUUGUAACUGGCAAGAAUUCAAGUGCAUCUGUCCCUAGUGUGCCACAAAGUCCAAUAGGUGUGUUGGAAACCACAUUGUGCUUCAGCUACAAGAGUGAUGACACAACCAAUGGUGGUGAUGGUCCAUGUUCUUCUUCCCAUAAUAGUAGUCCAGAUGCUAAGAGGAGGAAGCUAAACAAAAGCUGUGGAUCAGAGCUUUUGUAG